Messenger RNA from Diachasma alloeum, 2177 nucleotides. Its product is annotated as angiotensin-converting enzyme. The transcript is spliced from 11 exons. Lineage: Eukaryota; Metazoa; Arthropoda; Insecta; Hymenoptera; Braconidae. The coding region runs from base 150 to 1934 and encodes 594 amino acids. Gene Ontology annotation, molecular function: peptidyl-dipeptidase activity; metallopeptidase activity. Gene Ontology annotation, biological process: proteolysis. The record is from RefSeq and is a predicted model, not a curated record. Gene Ontology annotation, cellular component: plasma membrane.
UUUCAUGGUUGUGGAUUUUAUCUGGAGUGUUGAUUAUUUGUCGAGGUGGCGAUGGACGUUACACAGAGGGGCUCAAUGUCAACUUGGGAGAGGCCCUGCAAUUUCUGCGGGAGUACGACCGAGAGGCCUCAAGUGUCUGCACGAGGACGAUGAUGACGCAGUGGAACUUCGCGACGAACAUCACGGACUACAACAGACGGAAAAUGUUGGAGGAACAAACGUUGAAACUGAAGUUCGAGAGGUCCUCGUGGAAAAAGGCGGUCAGUUUCGCCUGGACGAGGAUCCCCGACCCAUUGGCUAGGAGGCAGCUAAAAAUUAUCGCGGUCAAGGGAAGAAAUUCAUUGACCGAAGAUAAAUUUAAUGAAAUCCAUCACUUGAUCGUGGAGAUGAAAGAAUCCUACACCAGGGCGCGAUUAUGCCCGUACAAAAAAAUGGGAACAGCUUGCGAUCUUGACAUGGAGCACGACGUAAACAGAAUAAUGGCGAAGUCGAGGGACUACGAGGAACUCCUGCACUACUGGAGAGCGUGGCAAGAGGCGGUGGGUCCUCCCCUGAAGAACAAGUACAUGAGAUACGUGCAGCUGGCGAACCAAGCGGCCAGGCUGAACGGUUUCUCGGACGCCGGGGACCAGAUGCGAGAGGCCUACGAGGACGAUUACUUCCAGCAGAACAUCGCGGAAGUGGUCUCUGCAAUCACUCCCCUGUACAAGCAUCUCUUCACGUACGUCAGGACGAAGCUAAUUGAGAGAUACGGAGAUAAAGUGAGGGCUGAUGGUCCUCUCCCCGCGCACUUGCUGGGGAACAUGUGGGCGCAGAAUUGGGAGGGGAUCUACGAUCUCGUCGAGCCGUUCCCUGCUGCCCGGCGAUUCGACGUUACUCUUGACAUGAUCAUCCAGGGAUUCACGCCGUUAAGAAUGUUCCAAAUGUCUGAAGAAUUUUUUACAUCCCUCGGAAUGAAGCCAAUGCCCCCAGAGUUCUGGAGAUAUUCCAUGUUUGAGAAGCCGAUUGAUCGAGAAGUGAAAUGUACAGCGAGUGCUUGGGAUUUUUGCAAUCGCAUUGAUUACAGAAUAAAACAGUGUACAAGAGUUACAAUGGAAGAUCUGCUGUCAACCCACCAUGAAAUGGCGCACAUUGAGUAUUACCUUCAGUACAAAGACCAACCCCUUAUAUUUCGAAACGAAGCCCUGCCUGGAUUUCACGAGGCUGUCAGUGAUGCAAUGGAACUCUCCGUGAUGAAUCCGAGGCAUUUGCAGAGGAUCGGCCUCUACAAUAAUUCUACAGAGGAUUACGAGAGCAAUAUCAACUUCCUGAUGCUCAUGGCUUUACGGAAAGUUGUGUAUCUGCCGUUUGCUUAUAUCGUUGAUCAGUGGCGAUGGCGAGUAUUCAGUGACGGAGUUGCAGAUAUGACUACGCGUUGGUGGGAGCUGCGGCUCCAAUACCAGGGGAUUGUACCUCCCAUUGCGAGAAUCGAGAGGGAUUUCGAUCCUGCGUCGAAAUAUCACGUCCCGGCUGACAUUCCUUACGUCAAGUAUUUCGUUGGAACAGUGAUGCAGUACCAACUGUACGAAACCCUGUGUGAUAUUUCUGGACACAAAGGGGACCUGCACUCCUGCGAUCUUUACCGAUCCAGAGAGGCCGGAAGACUAUUGUCGGACGUUUUGUCACAAGGUUCUUCAAGGCCUUGGCAAGACAUCGUGAGGGAAAUGACUCGUGGGAGGACAAACAGAAUCGAUGCUUCUGCGUUAAUGAGAUACUUCGAUCCACUUUAUAAAUGGCUGCAGCGACAGAAUGUCAUGGAACCGGUGAUUGGGUGGAUCACGAGUCAGGAUGAUACAGCUCUCUUCGCCCAUUGGUAUGGAAACUCUGGAGAAAACAUCUCUUGUCAUCACUAUCUUCUCCUUAUUUUCAUCUCAAUUUUCCUCAUGACUCGAUAAGAGACGAAGAGAAUUAAACCUCUGGGAAAGCUUUGUACAUAUGAAGUUGGAAUUAAUUAUUGUACAUAAGAUCUACGAAAAUAUUUAUUGUCAUAGCUAUUAACAAACCAGUUCUUGAGAUUUUCUAGCGUAACAAUUUUCGUAGCGAUUUCUAGUGAAUUCCUCUGUAGGAAUAACCGAAAAGAAAUAGAAGAGUUGUUUCCAUACUUUUGUAUCUGAAUCUUAAUAAAGACAUUGAGUUUG